AUGGCGCAAUUUCUUUCGAGGGCAGUCAAUGACGCCCCAAAUAUCGCAAAACUUAUGAACACACUGGACAACAAAAUAGACGAAAUGAGAGAGGAAGCAAAUAAAGGUUUUGAAACGCCGUCUUACAUUUUCUUGGGGCCCAUUUACGAAGAAAUGUUACAGGCAAUUACUGCCACAGACGUAACAAUUGCUCAGAAGUGGCUACUCGCCGUCGCGUUUGUAAUAAAAUCGGAAAUGAUACGGCUAGAAAACGGGGGAACUAUGCCAGACCAGGCAUCGGCAUUUUUUGAGGGACUCAUCUCAACGCUGCUGGAUACGCUAGAGACACUAGAGGGUAAACCGUCACUUCUCGCAAAUGACAUGUGGAUUACAUUAUGUAAAGCCGUUUCCAUAAUCCUGAAGCCAAAUGUAGCCGCCUCUGUGAAAUGCCACAAGAGAAUGGCGAAUCGCACCUUCAAGUUUGUCCUGCAAACUGCCAGCACUGAGCGCACGGAACAACUGCUAUUGUUGUUACUCACGUGGAUGUGUUCGGUGCGUUCAUUCGACGGGGAAAGAGCAGAAGAUGUUGUUUACAUCAACCAAAUGCAAAUGCUCCAAAGAUCAUCAAACGACAGCACUAGCACGGAUGCAACAUCGCUAAUCCUGUGCAAUCUCCAAAAGGUGAAUAAGAGGGAUCCUAAGGUGCUGCCGGCAUUUAUAAAUGAAAAUGUGAAACUUGUGACAAAUGAACUUGUACUAGGCGCCACCGACAAGCUAUACAGAGUGCUUCAAAUGAUAGGCGCUGUUUUAAACGCCUGCAAAAAAUGUGACUCCGAUAUCUUCGUCGACUUGGAGCCGCUGUGGAAUAUGUUCGACGCACUCUUUCAACAUCUAGGAGAUCUGUCAAGCGGAACUGUGACUGAGGCAAUUUUGUUACUAUCGCUUGUUGCCAAGUGGUUAGGACCGGAUUUAGUUCUAGUAAACAUCCAACACAUCCAAAAAAUCGUAACAAGGCUAUUCGAUCACCAAAUCGAUACGUUGAUGCAGCACGCCACUAACAUAGAAAAGCUUUUACGAGAAUUUGACGAACUAUGCAGUGAUUUCUAUUUGGUGAUGACUGAGCAACUCGGCAGAAUGAUUGAGGAACUAGACAAAGAGAUCGAUGGUGCACGGUUUCGCCAUGCCCACAAAUUAAUCGGAAUCAUCACACAAUUGGAUGGGGCUUCUGUGGGUCAUCUUGUUGAAGUUUCAGUACUCAAAUUGGCCCUCAUAUAUAAACCGCAUUGGACUGAUGUCAACGUCGCGGACGCAACGAUACGACUAAUACAUAGACACCUGUCCACUGGAUGCUCUAGACACACCAAGGCGCUACGGAUAUUAUUGGCCUUCACAAAACAGUUAAGGUCAAUUGUAGGACAUCACCGCUUGGCUGAUCGCACAAUUCUGGCUAUUGGGGGCAUGUUGUCCAGCACACACGAAACUAAUGUGAACACGGAGUAUACGCUGUAUACGAACGAAUUGCAAAGGUACAUGGAGGCAAGUAUGCAACGCAGGGACAUUGAAACACCUGUGGAGGACCCAACUGAGAUGAGUACCAGCCCCGCUAAGCGGACCAUGAGAACAAAACAGGAUGAUAUUGUGGAUGCCAUCAAGAAGAAAUUGAGAUGUAUGCGACAACCUGUGAGACCGGAUUGCUCGACGGGGCCGUAUAUUACGAACCAGGUUUGCAAUAAUGGCUGUAAUAUGUCGCUAAACAGUCAAAUAUGA
Molecule: messenger RNA, 1746 nt
Organism: Babesia sp. Xinjiang
Lineage: Eukaryota; Apicomplexa; Aconoidasida; Piroplasmida; Babesiidae
Exons: 5
Coding region: 1-1746 (581 amino acids)
Source: RefSeq, a predicted model, not a curated record